This is a messenger RNA of Penicillium diatomitis, 2493 nucleotides long. Its product is annotated as PDPK1 family serine/threonine-protein kinase. The transcript has 2 exons. NCBI's taxonomy places the organism in Eukaryota, Fungi, Ascomycota, Eurotiomycetes, Eurotiales, Aspergillaceae. Bases 1 to 2493 code for a protein of 830 amino acids. Gene Ontology annotation, biological process: peptidyl-serine phosphorylation; intracellular signal transduction. Gene Ontology annotation, molecular function: ATP binding; protein serine/threonine kinase activity. The record is from RefSeq and is a predicted model, not a curated record.
AUGAACGGUGACAUCAGUCUCUCCCAGUCGCUGGGAGGCCUCCGUAUCGCGAACCCGGAUGACUCGCCCCUCCAGUCCGAGACAGCCAGCGUGGUUCCAACGGAUCAACCGGACGGGUCGGUAUCAACAACUCCACCGGUGCCCGCGCCGCUCGAAGACCACUCCACGACUCUGCCCUCAACGCCCCUCGAGACUGCUGCCUCGUCCGAGUAUAGUUUCCCUCCUGCGCAACAUCCCUCCGACACCGCCCCGCCCGCCUCAACCUCAUCAGCCUCGUAUCAGCAGUAUCCAGCAUCUGCUUUUGGGACCCCUCCUCACGCCACUCGGCCCCUUUCCUCCGCCUAUACCAACGGCUCCGUCUCAUCUGUGCUGCACCGCGACAACUCCUACCGCAUGCGCACCGACUCCGGCGCCUCAUCAACAUCGGUGCCUUUAUCGCGGGUCGACACGCGCGGUGGCUCGGUCGCCUUGCAAGCUGGAGUUCUAGCGCGCGACAACUCUCACAGCGAUCGCUCCUACCGGACCACACAGAUUCCCGUGAACGGACCGGCUGUCCUGCGGCAAUCAUCACGAGCACACGCCCGCGGAGCACACCCCGCACAGAUGUCGCGGACGCCUUAUAGUAUGGAGAACGGACCGGCGCCCAGCAGUGAGGAUUGGCAGGAUCGCGGUGCCGCAGUCGCGGUGAGGCAGGAAGUCGACGCCCACGGAAAGACGGUCUCGCGGUUUAUCAAGAAAGGUGUGCGGGAUUUCUCGUUCGGCAACACGCUGGGAGAAGGCUCCUACAGCACGGUCGUGUUUGCAACGGAUCGGCAAACUCUCAAGGAGUAUGCCAUCAAAAUUCUCGACAAGCGACACAUCAUCAAGGAAAAGAAGGUCAAGUACGUCAACAUUGAAAAGGACACGCUGAACCGAUUGACCGAUCACCCGGGCAUCGUCCGCCUCUACUACACCUUCCAGGAUGAGCGAUCCCUCUACUUCGUUUUGGAUCUAUGCAAAGGAGGAGAGUUACUCGGCGUGCUCAAACGCAUGACCACGUUCGACGAGGAAUGCACGCGCUUCUACGGUGCUCAGAUCCUCGACACGAUAGAUUAUAUGCAUCGGUGCGGGGUCAUUCAUCGCGAUCUGAAGCCGGAGAACGUCUUGCUCGAUCAUCAGAUGUAUGUGAAGAUCACGGAUUUCGGCACGGCCAAGAUCCUCAAGCCCCGACGGCUCGAUGAGAACCAGGCUUCGAUGCCCCCACUGGACGCCAGCGAAAUUCCGGAGGAGGAGAGGGCGAGUUCCUUUGUGGGGACAGCCGAGUAUGUGAGCCCAGAGUUGUUGACGGAGAAGAACGCAUGCAAGGCGAGCGACCUGUGGGCCUUUGGAUGCAUCAUCUAUCAAUUGCUCUCCGGCCGACCGCCAUUCAAAGCUAGCAAUGAGUAUCAGACCUUCCAGAAGAUUGUUGCCUUGGACUAUGAAUUUCCGAUUGGGUUUCCCACAGUGGCCCGCGACUUGGUCGAGCGUCUUCUGGUCUUAGACCCCGCGCGACGUCUCCAGAUCGAGCAUAUCAAGAACCAUGAGUUCUUUCAAGGAGUUUCCUGGGGACCGGAGCUGUGGAAGCAGAAGGCCCCCCGACUAAAAGCCUACGUGCCCCCGGCGCGAGAGCCCAUCAAACUCAACGGAACUGACGGGGGUGAUAGCCUUCCUCCAGUGAUCUCGACGGCGCCGUCGAAUGCUCCCGGUAACAGUAACAACAAUAACAACAACCCCUCACGUGUGCUCCCGCGCGUGGUCACCGAGCUACCACCGCCCAGUCAAUUGGAUAUCGAGUGGUCCCCAGUCUUGAGUCGAGCGAACGAACGCAUUCUCAAGCUGGGCAACCUAGUGGUGACUUCGUCUCCCCAAUCUCAUAGCUUGUCUUCGAAGAAUGGAGCUCACGAAGCGGAGGCUCCAAAGAAGUUUUCCCGCUUCUUCUCCGGAUCAACUACCAAGAAGCGAGCGCGAUUGGUCAUGGUCACCUCGUCCGCGCGGAUCAUUCUUGCUCCAGCCGGAGGUGACGAGAAGAAGGCAAAGCUUGAAGUUUCGCUGCUCGCGCCAGAGACACACUACCGGAGCACCACGGAUAGCAAGGGGCACUCCUUGUGGAUUGUCGAUACGAAAGAGAAACAUCUGGUCUUUGAAGACCCUAAGCCUUCUUCAAGCAAUACGGGAGCGACAGCGGUUUCAACACAGGAAUGGCUGGAUACAUUAGACCGUGCCAAGGAGAUGGCCUCCCUACAACCAAACACGGGUUCAUAUUCUGCCGAGGAUGCCUUUAGAGACCUUUCAUCCGGAUUCUCUAGUCACUCCAAUACCCUCGAUCGGAGCACAGAGUUACAGAACGAGAGCAAUGUCCCACCCCCCGGGCGCAAUCACUUGACGAAACAUCAAGCGAAUGACUCGGACUCCACUAAGGGUAAGAAGAGGUUCAGCAGGCGACACUCCAAGAACGGGCUCGCUGCUGUCUUCUAA